Messenger RNA from Diospyros lotus (date-plum), 899 nucleotides. Its product is annotated as probable glutathione S-transferase. The record is from RefSeq and is a predicted model, not a curated record. Bases 1 to 672 code for a protein of 223 amino acids. Gene Ontology annotation, molecular function: glutathione transferase activity. Lineage: Eukaryota; Viridiplantae; Streptophyta; Magnoliopsida; Ericales; Ebenaceae. Gene Ontology annotation, biological process: glutathione metabolic process. The transcript has 2 exons. Gene Ontology annotation, cellular component: cytoplasm.
AUGUCCAAAGUUAAGCUUUUCAGGACAUGGUCAAGUCCGUAUGCUCUGAGAAUAGUUUGGGCAUUGGAGCUUAAGGGCAUAGAUUAUGAGACCAUAUUUGAGGAUCUUUCAAACAAAAGCCAGCUACUCCUCCAGUACAACCCAGUUCACAAAAAGGUUCCGGUCCUUGUGCACAAUGGAAAAGCAAUCUCAGAAUCUCUUGUAAUAAUUGAAUACAUUGAGGAUACAUGGAAAGAUACUCCUUUAUUACCUGAAGAUCCGUACGAGAAAGCCACAGCUCGCUUCUGGGAAAAAUUUAACGAUGACAAGCUUUCGCCAUCCAUAUGGCAGGUUUUUGUUACACAAGGGAAAGAGCAAGAGGAGGCCAUUCCUGCAGCUACAGAAAAUCUGAGCUUUAUAGAGGAAGACCUAAAGGGAAAGAAAUUUUUUGGCGGACAGACAAUUGGACUAAUAGAUAUUACAAUUGGUUGGAUUGCUAAUUUGAUCAGCGUUUUCAUAGAGAUUACUGGUAUAAAGUUGAUAGGUGCAGACAAAUUCCCAUUACUAUUUGGGUGGAUGCAGAACUUCUCAGAUGUUCCAGUAAUCAAAGAAAGCUGGCCACCGCAUGAUAAGCUAGUUAUAAAGUUCAGAGCCAUCCGUGAGUCAUACCUUUCAGCAGAUGUGCCUAAAUGAAACCAAUUCAUAAAGCUGAUGUUUCAGGAGUUCAAGGUUCAAAAAGCCAUGUGUAGGCAGACCAAAUAAUACAGUUCCUAUUUCAAGGCAAUCAUUGUCUGUCAUCAGCCUUCACUAAUUGAAUCAUCAAUGUGGACUGUCCUCUGUUUAUCAAUUUAUAAACUACGUAAACUAAUUUCUGUAUCCAUCAAGCUACACAACAUAUGAUGGAGCUAACUUUAUCAUGG